Guyanagaster necrorhizus is the source of this 1299-nucleotide messenger RNA. RefSeq lists its product as uncharacterized. The record is from RefSeq and is a predicted model, not a curated record. The transcript has 2 exons. Lineage: Eukaryota; Fungi; Basidiomycota; Agaricomycetes; Agaricales; Physalacriaceae. Bases 301 to 1173 code for a protein of 290 amino acids.
AUGAGACCUUUACAACUUUCAAUGGGAAGAUUCUUCAAUUUAAACGCCUAACUUGGGUUCGUUCAAGGUCUGUCGAUGAGUCUACUGCACCUUGGAAGUACAUUGAAUGUUUCCAAAUGAUGUCCACGAGGCGCAAAUUCCGGAUGAGCAGCACUCUAUCACCGGUGCCGUGAAGAGGCCAUCGGCGAUAAGCUGCCUUUCCGGACCAAAUAGACGCCUCCAGCACCUCGUGCAUGUCCUUAAUUAUAACCACCUCAUAUCUGGUCCUGUACCGCUUUCCCCGUCUGCCCCACGAUCAUUAUGUGGAAAACCGAUGCUCCCAGCUCUAUCUUCUUCAAAGAAGAAUACGAAGAACACACAACGACCUUGUCUGCCUGCAUCUCCGCAUUGAUGGCAGCGCGUGAGACUGACAGGGUGAACGUUAUCCGCUUGGAGCACAUCAAGUACACCAGCGGGUUUCUCCACGAGGCCAUCCUUGUUGAGCUCCAGGAAGUGGAUCCUGACGUUGCUGAGCCUCGGAAAACUUAUGCUCUCAUCGAUCGCGACAUCGGCCAGCGUCCUGCCCGAAAACCAUUUUUCUCUUCGUCAUCAUCCUUCUCCUCCAACAAAGCCCGCGAUGCGGUCAAAAUUUCCCGAGAUAAGCGUUUGUUCUCCAUCUCAUGCCAAUACAAAGUUAGACAAUACAUUGAGUUUAAUGCACACCCCUGGCCCUUCAUAAAGCUCCUCGUCGUGGCGACAAGUGUGGCGGAAACCAAGCCCGAAUACAAUGUGAUAUCUGGGCAGUGCUACUGGUAUGCAUCAUCCAUUUGGGAUGUUGUCAUAUUACAUCUUCGAAAAGUUUGGCCCGAAUGGGAACAGGCCACUGGUGGGGUAGUGUCCGCAAAAGGUCGAGCUCGGGAGAUGUUUACGAAGUUUGAAGGAGCGUGGACGAAACGGGAGGCAGAGAUUAAGGAACUACAGAAGGCUCAAAGACAAAAGGAAUACAGAGCCGCUUAUGUGGAGGGUCUUUCAAAAGGGCGAAAAGAGUCCGUGCAAGAGAAGGAGGGUCUACAGCGUAAAAUUGACGGUCUCGAGGCUCGGCUGAAGGCGUUGGAAGCCCAGCAAGAAAAAUAUCAGUUGAAAAGAGGAUUUCAUGGAUUGUGGUUUUAUCCCUGGCGCUCUCGUUCUGAAUGAACGUUCCUAUUUUCGUUGCUCUACGCAUUACUUACUGAUGUUUCGGUCUCCCUUGGGUCUAUGCACUAAAUUUUGUUCACACUGAUAACUGGUUCGGACUGCAUGUAGUCACUGUAUAAAUGCUGA